GAGGAGGAGGAGGAGGAGGAGGAGGAGGAGGAAGAGGAGGAGGAGGAGGAAGAGGAGGAGGAGGACAAAGGAUGUUUUAUAAAGUCACCCAGUUCUUCAGAGAAGCUGCCAUUGGGAGAGGCAUGGGUUGAGCCACAGGAUUUGGUGGCAUCUCAUGCCGCAAGCAGCAAAGGCAGGCUCACGCACCAGCCACUCCCUCACUCCGAGACUUCUGAAGACCAUGAGGAGCUUAAACCUGCCCAGCUCUUCUGGGGACCCCCGUCUCUACACAGUGAGGCCCUGCGCUCUACUACCACUAACUCCUAUGACCGGUCCUCAAGCUUUGUGUGCUUCAACAGUAUGGCUGAAGCCUCCAUUGCUGACUAUUCCCAUGCAAUUAUGCUUCCCACACCUCUGUCUGUGUAUCGACCACAGACAUGGCUGCAGACCGCACCCCAGUCUCAUCCCCAACAUGGCCCUCCUGAAGAGUCACAGCCUCAGCCUCAACCCCAGUCCUGGUUCUCGGUCUCAACACUGUCUUCUCAAUCCGAGCUGAGGGACUGUGGGGUGUAUUUUCAUAGACCUCAGGGAGACGAGCCACCUCUUGGUCCUUCUGCAAUGCAGAGCUUGGAAUAUAACAUCUUGAAAAAGGAGCAGGAGAGGGUGUGGGGUUUACCUUUAGUGAUCCAAAAAUCCCAGGAUGCUUUUUGUCCCUUGCCGCCCAAGGUCUUGUUGGGAAGUCGCUCCUCCAAGGCCUCUUUUCCCAAGCCCAUCCUUCCUGGAGACUUCCCCCUCACCAGUGAGCUUGAGAAGAAAUUUGAACAUCAUCUCCGAAAGAGACUCAUCCAACACCGCUGGGGCCUGCCCCACAGGAUCGACGAGUCCCUAUCACUCAUGAGUCCUCAGUCAGAACUGAUUGACUUCUCUGAGUCACAGAAGAGCCGGGGACUCUCGUGGAUCACUUUCUUUAAGUACCGGGGCUACAAAGGCUACAAAGACUCACGGGCCAUUGUAUCUGGAGGAAGCUCUCACAAUCAGAUGCCUGAAACUCAUUCUCUACAGAAGACUGGGGUCAAAGAACAGACAUACAGUCAAGAUAAGGGCCAGAAGGACCAUCCCCGGGGUAACAGCUUCCAGGAGGCUUCACAAAACAGUCCGAAGUCUCACUCAAAGACACACCAGAAGAGUCGUGCAGGUGGGCAGCCCCCCAAGCUUUCAAGUCCCUCACAGGUGAGACAGAAAGGAAUUGAAAUUGUCCUGAAAAAACACCUGAACAAGAAAAUUAGGGAAAUCAGAAGGGGUGAGAUCCCUACCGCCGUGGAUAGGUCGAGGCAUUCUACCAAUGUGGCAAAGAUAGCGCAGCCUCCACCUGAGGCCUCUUGCAAACAAAUGGAAGAUCUGGCACCACUGGCAGGUAAGGAGGACGGACUGAAAAAGCACCCCCAUGGCUUGGCGCUUAGUCCUAGCAAAGAAAAGAUGCUAGAAGAACACAUUGCAGCCUUCGGCAGGAGGAUG
Mastomys coucha (southern multimammate mouse) is the source of this 1494-nucleotide messenger RNA. RefSeq names its product spermatogenesis-associated protein 31D4-like. Lineage: Eukaryota; Metazoa; Chordata; Mammalia; Rodentia; Muridae. The record is from RefSeq and is a predicted model, not a curated record. The annotation marks the transcript as partial. The transcript has a single exon.